Molecule: messenger RNA, 765 nt
Organism: Penicillium egyptiacum
Lineage: Eukaryota; Fungi; Ascomycota; Eurotiomycetes; Eurotiales; Aspergillaceae
Source: the annotation of a GenBank genome assembly
AUGCUUGGGGAAUACAUGACGUUGUUUACCUCGUCGGGUUAUGUAUAUCACUCUAAGCAGGUCUGCCAUGGCCUAUUUUCAGCGUACAAGCCUUCAACAUACAAUACUACCCUCUUUAUUGGUAUUAUUUGGGCGGAAACUUCGCUCCGUUCAACUGUUCAACGAGAAAAUGCGUUGAAUGACAAGAUUGGAGCUGCUAAAAAGCUUUCAAAUAUCGAUGACAGCGACUUGCAAUGUGACCAACUUGAAGAAGAGCUAGAGGAAGUCAAAAAAACACGUGCCCAUCAAGAGCGGGAUCUCUACGAAAAGGAGUCUAUGCUUCCUAUGACAUCGUUGAAAAAGGGCUACGAUUCGGUGAAGGGCAAUCCUGCUUGGUAUCUCCAGAAAGAGCUUGUGGAAGAUUGCAUAGGUAAAGGAGGUUGCUGCAGUUGGGACUGUGGAUGUUGUGAGAGAUGUCGAUCAUCAGCUAAGAAAGGGAAAGGGAUUGAGCAUCGUACCGUUGAGUGUAUUUGCUGUAUACACGACCGAGGAUUUGAGUUCACGGCGGAGGAGAAGAAAAAUUUGGAUGAUCGAUUCGAUAGGAUGCUUCGGGCUGGCAAUCCUGCCUUUUUUUUCAAGAUUGCAAACGCGCGUACCUUUCGAAACCUCUGGUCUGGAAAGACAAGACUAAACAUAACAAUGCCUGGUUUUGGCGGUGUUCGCUUGACAUUUGCUUGCUCUACGUUAUAUUGCCACUUCAAGUUGGCUGUGUGUCUCCCAAUAUGA